AUGAACGCCACUGACGAAAUGUUCGAAGACGUAAUGAAUUCUUUCGUGACUAUCGCGGCUAUGCAGAUUGCUCUUGUAGAUGUUUUAACAUCGAUAGGUAUAUUGCCGGAUGGUAUAGUCGGACAUUCCACUGGAGAAAUAGCGUGUGCAUAUGCUGACGGUGCGUUUACAUUAGAACAAACUGUCUUAGCCGCUUACUCUAAGGGUAAGGCUAUUGUGGAGUCCAAGUUGGAAUCGGGCGCUAUGGCGGCAGUUGGUUUGAGUUGGGAGGAGGCCAGAAAGAUGUGCCCAUCAAAUAUCAUUCCAGCUUGGUAUGGAUUCGCUAAUAGGCACAGAGAUAAAACAGACUCUUGA
Solenopsis invicta (red fire ant) is the source of this 354-nucleotide messenger RNA. Its product is annotated as fatty acid synthase-like. Gene Ontology annotation, molecular function: fatty acid synthase activity. Lineage: Eukaryota; Metazoa; Arthropoda; Insecta; Hymenoptera; Formicidae. Bases 1 to 354 code for a protein of 117 amino acids. The record is from RefSeq and is a predicted model, not a curated record. The transcript has a single exon. Gene Ontology annotation, biological process: fatty acid biosynthetic process.